AUGUCGGAAUACCAAAACUACAGCCCCGUCAUCGUCGGCUGCUCGGCGCUCGUCGUGGCCAGCUUUUGCGUCGUCGUCGUUGUCGUCCUCCUGCUCACGUCGCCGGAAAAGCGCGGCCGCGUCGCCUGCGAGUCGGCAGCCUGCGUCGAACUCAACGACAUGCUCAAAUCCAGCGUGAACGCGAGCGUGCAGCCGUGUGUCAACUUCUACAAGUACGUGUGCGGUCCGCCGUUUGCGGGUGACCACACCUCGGUGUACCGCCAGCUCGUGGAAAGAUUCGGCCGCGCCCUGAUUUCCUUCGCCAACGACGACUUCGUGGUCUCCGCCAUCGGUCAGACUCCGGUCCAGAAGGUGGCGCUCUUUCUGCGGACCUGCUUGCUUGCGAACACGUACGACAAGCAGACUGAGCUGGCCGAGUUUAGGGGGAAGCUUAUGGAGGUCGGUGUCGUGUGGCCUAACUUUUCCCAGGCGCCCAACGUUAUAGGUACGGCGGCCAAGGUGUACGCGACGUUCCGAGUGGCUCCCUUGCUUGACAUAGAGAGGAGCCGCGACGACGAAGAAGGCGAUCCGUACGCGAGCGUUGGGCCUGGCACCGUCCUUCCCACUUGGAAAGAAAAGAGAGACAGGAUGCGGCUCUCCGGAACUUAUGAAGUGUUCUACGCGGACACCGUCGCGAUGUACGCGGGACAGAGCAACAGGCCGAGUGGCUCGGAGUUCAAGAAGUUCGAGGACGUGGAGAGCGUAGUGCUGGAAAAGCUCGUUUACUACGGUAGAAGCCGCGCAGACUACGUGCACCAUCUGCACACCGUGAGCUCGCUCCAGACUUCCACGCCGAAUGUGAAAGCCGGGGUGUGGCAGGCUCUGGUCACCAAUGACUUAGGACUUGCAACAUCGGCAGAAGUUAGAGUUCGCAAUCCGGAGUAUCUGAAGCGUUUCGACGACGUCCUCGGGGAAGUAGCAGAGCAAGAUCUGCACUUUUACCUCGAUUGGUGCGUGUUGCAAGCGAUGGGUCGGUUCAUAAGCGCGUCACUCUCGAACCUGUGGUACACCGGGUCGGCGUCAGCGCGUGACCCGACGGCUAGCGGAGACCCGUCUUUCAGCACGCCCAGCGCGGCCGACUGCUUGCAGCUGACGGAGUCCCUGCUCGGCUGGUCGCUGUUCCAGCACUUCGCGGUGGCCAAGGUCAACCAGAGCGUCAUGAACAGCGUGAAAGUUAUGGCGGACAUAAUCGGCACAGGUCUCGUCAGGCGACUAGAAGUUGCACCCUGGCUCAGCCAAAUGGAUCCUCCGCACUCAGUCGAGGUCUUCGUAACCAAGGCUGACUUCGAAGACGUGCUCUAUCAGAGUUCGCGGUUUUCGGUGCCGGGCGCUCUGGCCGCUGCGUUGGCUAACGUGAGCGACAUGCACCCUUCGUCGUUCUUCACCAACUGGGUGAACACCGCCGCGACGACGGCCCAGCUUCCGAAAAGAACUUGGGACCAGGUUUCAACCAGCUACAUCGCGGACAUAAGAAACAACGACCACUUCGUCGCCUUCGACUCGGCAAGACAGUCCGUACGCCUCCCUCCUUACUUCGCCAUGGUGCCCGUGUUCCACCGGGACGUCACCGACAGCGCCAACUACGGCGGCCUGGGCGCGAUCCUUGGAGCCGCGUCCAUUCACCUUCUCGUGUCAAGGCUGUCGCGCAACGAAUCACUAGCUCCGCUGCUCGCCGAAGCUGGCCGGAGACUGGACUGCUACGCCAAACCGGCGGCGGAAAACGCGACUGCGUUUCCUCGCGAACGCGUGUACCUCGCCGCCUCGCUGCCUGCAGUCUGGGAAACGUACCAGAACCGCAAGCUCCUCGGCGUAGGCGAUCAUCGAAGGCUGAGGGACUUCUCGAGCGAGAAGUCCUUCUUCGUGACGAUGUGCUAUUUGCUCUGCGACGGCCGAGACAACCCGGAAGCUGCUGAGUUUGCCUGCAACGCGGCCGUCAAGAACAUCAAGGCUUUCAGUGUCGCCUACCACUGCGAGAAGGAGACACCCAUGCACCCGAGGCAGAAGUGCCGGCUGUUCGAAUAG
This is a messenger RNA of Dermacentor andersoni, 2061 nucleotides long. RefSeq names its product endothelin-converting enzyme 1-like. The record is from RefSeq and is a predicted model, not a curated record. Gene Ontology annotation, molecular function: metalloendopeptidase activity. Gene Ontology annotation, biological process: protein processing. Gene Ontology annotation, cellular component: plasma membrane. NCBI's taxonomy places the organism in Eukaryota, Metazoa, Arthropoda, Arachnida, Ixodida, Ixodidae.